This is a messenger RNA of Myotis brandtii (Brandt's bat), 3684 nucleotides long. RefSeq names its product ankyrin repeat domain 13A (gene ANKRD13A). Gene Ontology annotation, molecular function: protein binding. Gene Ontology annotation, cellular component: cytoplasm. The transcript is spliced from 17 exons. Lineage: Eukaryota; Metazoa; Chordata; Mammalia; Chiroptera; Vespertilionidae. The record is from RefSeq and is a predicted model, not a curated record.
UCAUUAUUUGAGGACCCUAAGACUCACUAUCAACUAUAAUGAAAUUUGAACAAAUCUCUUUUAGGAAGAAAGUGACAGCUUAUAUAAAACGACAUAGUGUGGGCAUAUGAUAAUAAGAGCUGACUCCUCUUAAUGCUUACUAUGGGGUUAGGCAUUGUGCCUUGUAAGAACUCAGUAAGGACCCAAGGAUGUUACUACUUCAGGCCAGUUGGAACUCAAUACACAAUAAUGAGAAUGGUGUUUUGAAUGUGGAGGCUGUGGACCCACGAGGUCGAACCUUAUUGCAUCUUGCUGUUUCUUUGGGACAUUUGGAAUCUGCUAGAGUCUUGCUCCGACAUAAAGCAGAUGUUACAAAAGAAAAUCGCGAGGGAUGGACAGUUUUACACGAGGCUGUGAGCACUGGUGACCCUGAGAUGGUGUACACAGUUCUUCAACAUCGAGACUACCACAACACGUCCAUGGCCCUCGAAGGAGUUCCUGAGCUGCUCCAAAAGAUUCUCGAGACUCCGGAUUUCUAUGUGCAGAUGAAAUGGGAAUUCACCAGCUGGGUGCCCUUGGUUUCCAGAAUAUGCCCAAAUGAUGUCUGUCGCAUUUGGAAAAGUGGUGCCAAACUGCGUGUUGAUAUCACAUUGCUGGGAUUUGAGAACAUGAGCUGGAUAAGAGGGAGGCGUAGUUUCAUAUUUAAGGGAGAAGACAACUGGGCGGAGUUGAUGGAAGUCAACCAUGAUGACAAAGUGGUCACCACUGAACACUUUGAUCUUUCCCAGGAAAUGGAGCGCCUCACUCUGGACUUGAUGAAGCCAACAGGCAGGGAGGUUGAAAGGCGGCUCACGAGCCCAGUCAUUAACACCAGCCUCGAUACUAAAAAUAUUGCUUUUGAAAGAACUAAAUCCGGAUUCUGGGGCUGGAGGACAGAUAAAGCAGAAGUUGUUAAUGGUUACGAAGCAAAGGUUUACACAGUAAAUAAUGUGAGUGUGAUAACCAAAAUACGGACAGAACAUCUGACCGAGGAAGAGAAAAAGAGAUAUAAAGCGGACAGGAACCCACUGGAAUCCUUGUUGGGAACUGUGGAACACCAGUUUGGUGCUCAAGGGGACCUCACCACAGAAUGUGCCACUGCAAACAACCCUACAGCCAUCACACCUGACGAGUACUUCAGUGAAGAGUUUGAUCUGAGAGACAGGGACAUCGGAAGGCCGAAAGAGAUGACGAUCAGAACACAAAAGUUCAAAGCCACGCUGUGGAUGUGUGAGGACUUUCCUCUCUCCCUUGUGGAGCAGGUCAUUCCCAUCAUUGACCUCAUGGCCAGAACGAGCGCUCAUUUCGCAAGACUGCGAGAUUUCAUCAAAUUGGAAUUCCCACCUGGAUUUCCUGUCAAAAUAGAAAUUCCCUUGUUUCAUGUAUUAAAUGCACGGAUCACAUUUGGAAAUGUUAAUGGCUGUAGCACUGCUGAAGAAACUCAAAAUGUGGAAGGGACCCAAGCAGAUUCAGGUAAAAGAAAAUGGGGUUUUGAAAUAGAGCAGGGAGUGUUAGAAGAUCCUGUCUCAUUUUUCACACAGUACUCAAUAAUGGGCAUGCAAAUAUUUUUAAUUUUGUUCUUGCUGCUUUAUUUCCUUAUCAGUAUGACACCUAUUCCUUCUAAGAGAUAUUCAUGUCAUCAUGUUUGUUUUUCCUAGGACCUUUCAGGACCAGCUUCGAAUGGAGGGAUCAGCCAGACACAUGUCUACGAUGUCCAGUAUGAGAGGGCCAUCCAAGAGAGCCUCCUCACCAGCUCAGAAGGCCUAUACUCUGGUGCCUCGAGUGAGACAAGCCAUUUUGAUAGUGAUUUGCAGCUGGCCAUGGAGCUCUCUGCCAAAGAGCUGGAGGAGCAGGAGCUCCGGCUGCGGGAGGAGGAGGCGGAGCUCCAGCAGGUCUUGCAGCUGUCUCUCACUGAGAAAUAGACCUUUCUGCCCACAGCUGCACAAAGCAGAGCUCUGGGCUGCACGCGGGUGCUACGUUACCAGGGCCCUGGGGCUGAGGGACUGACUGCACCUCGCAUGUGCACAGUGGACGGCAGCUGCCCCCUUCUUUACGCAGAGGUGCAGAACCAGGGACCCCCAGGUCCAGCCACAACACUCCCCGGUGAAGGGACUGGGGACCAGCAGGCCACAUCUCCAGACUAAGGGGAGGGGAGCAUCGUCACUUUCCAUGAGCUGUGUUGGCUUGCAGGUCACAUUUUUACUACCAGCUUUAGACAAAAACCCCCAAUCCCCGCAGAUCUGUAGGUUCGUUUUUACCAAGGAGUGAUAACAAAACAAGUUAUUGCAGAGUCAGGGUGCUUUUAUAUAUGAGAGCAGCAGCCUUUGUAGAGUGUGGUUUAUGAAAAUUUAUGAUACUUUACAGUUCACCAAAGAAAUGGAUAAUCUGUGCCGAUCUACUCUUUUAUUUUUACCUUUAUACAGGGUUUCUAGGCCGCCAUCACUGUUCCUCCUCCAUCUCCACCUUCUUCCAUUCUUUCCAUCCCUAGCUAACGUUAAAGAGGAGAUGUGUACAGGAUCUAUUUUAGAUUAGGGUUAACUAUUUGCAUCAAAUUAAGAUAUACUAAUGACCAUGGAUGUUGCCUUAGCCUUAAAAAUUACUAAUAAUUUCAAACCGCCUCACUUCAUUCGUUGAGGGAUCUGAUCUGAACUUGUAAAGGCAGUUCCUUUGAGAGUAGGGUCCUCCAGGCUAAAACCAAGGCAGCUAACCCUGGCCCUGAAGAAACAGCUGGAACUGAGCUUUGUUCUUGCAGUGGGCAGGCCGGCCAAAGUACCAGACAGCAUAGAACCAAACGACGCGUGUGUCCACACGUCCCUAGUGCAGGGCCAGGAAGACCCACCCACUGCACGUCCUCAGCUCGCUAGAGAAGGGGUGGGAUUAGAAAGGGAGCUACAAGUGGAACUCAAUGGCUCUAUAUUCAGAAGGGAAAGUGAUGAUUCCACAUUGCUUUUUAGAGUUCAAAUCAUCUUUCUCGAUAAAUAUAUUUUUUAACAGAAUCUUUUUAUUAUUUUUAAAAGAUAUAAAAACUAUUCCCAUCAGUAGCAAUACAAGGUUAUACAUUUUAACCAGAUUUCUCAGGCCUCUUUUGGAUACCUUUAGUAGUUAGCUAUUUUGUCUAACCCUUCUGUAAAUAGCCAUCACAGAACACACAGCUGAGGGUGCCCUCACUCUGGCCGGCUCUGUGUAUUCAUGCUCACAGGCUGCACUGAAAUAACCUGGUAAAUAAUAUCCUCCUGUUUUACAUCAGUUUCCUGUGUGUUGGGCUUCUUUUGGGAUGGGAAGAGAAACAUGAAUUACGUUCCAGUUAAAGUCUGUAAUACAGUUAGCAUUGCCAGUAAAAUGUUCCUAGCCACAAAGAAAUGUGCUUUUGAUUCAAUAUAACCAUCUGUCUUUCUUGUCAUGGUCUGACCAAAAUCCCUUCUCUGCACACCAGGCCAGUAUAUGCAGCAUCACCUUUGUUUCAAAUACAUAUCUUGGCAUUUUGUUUACUGAAUAUUUACCUUGAGUGAGGACACGACUUGGGAAUGGCUGCAGUUAGGCGACAUUGUUUACUCACUAAGGUGAACCAUAGGUAAUCUCUUAUGUUUGCAUUCCAUUGUUCUGCUUCCCCGUGUCUCUGACUUUCUCCCAGGAAGUCAAUUAAAAAGGGACUGAGCUUUUUGUCAA